AUGGCUUUUAGAGCAACGGGUUAUUGGAAAUCAAUGAUCACUCAAUUGGAAAUUAGGAGCUCGAACCGAUUAUUUGCAUCAUCCACAACUCAAAGGAUGAAACAAUAUACCACUGCUCCAGGUGAUCUCCCUCCCAACAAGCAUUGGGACUAUAUGCCGAUUUACAUUGUGGGGGGAAUGGUUGCGGCGGCAAUAAUGAUCGCGGCACACACAGCAAAGCAGCAGUUAAGGCAUUGCCCUAAUGUGGUGAUCACCAAGCAGAAGAGGGCAUCUAUAUCAGAGCUUGACAGUCCUAAUCAAGCUACUGCUUCUGGCCAAAAGUUCUUGAACAAGUCUUUCCUCCGAAAAGUGGCUCACAUUCAGGAACCCAAACGUUCAACUUCUAAAUCUAUUACACAUAUAUGGUGUUGCAUUUCAAAUAACUCUUCUUCUACAUGUUAA
This is a messenger RNA of Gossypium raimondii (Peruvian cotton), 441 nucleotides long. RefSeq lists its product as uncharacterized. The record is from RefSeq and is a predicted model, not a curated record. The transcript has 3 exons. Lineage: Eukaryota; Viridiplantae; Streptophyta; Magnoliopsida; Malvales; Malvaceae. Bases 1 to 441 code for a protein of 146 amino acids.